AUGGAAACUACAGGAAGUUGGUCUCUGCUACUUUUCUCACUUCUGUCUUGCAUGCUUCAUCUUAAUCCCUUACUGGCUUUCUCACUGAAAAGCUGCACUAUUGCCUAUCCUGAAAAUGCAAAUAACAUGUUGGUUACAUGCAAUGAUCAUUACCUCACUGCUAUUCCAGAUGACAUUCCCAAAAAUGCCACAAGUUUAAAUCUCGCCUCAAAUCAAAUUGCAAAGAUCACGAUGACAGAUUUAAGAGGUUUAUCAAAGGUCCGAGUUGUAGAAGUUCAAUAUAAUUUGAUUUCACACAUUGACGACGGAGCUUUCACAGACUUGACUGAGUUAAAGGUUCUCAUCAUGGAUGAAAAUAAACUCACGCAACUGACAGAUGACAUGUUUCAGGGACUGUCCAAAUUAGUAACACUAUCUCUGUAUAGCAACCAUAUCUCUUACAUCUCCCCUGUGGCCUUCCAGUCCCUGGUCAACAUUGAGACAGUAAUACUGGGCGCUAACCAACUACAUCAAAUCACAGAUAUCGCUCCACUUUUAAAAAUACCAACUUUACAUGAUUUGAUGAUGGGGUAUAACAAGUUCACCUCUUUUCAAUCAGAAGACCUGCCUUUUAACGUCUCAAACCUCAGGUUACUGCAUCUAAGUUUGAACCCGCUGAGAAGGUUCAGCAUCACAAAAGACGUCUUCCCUUAUUUGCAGUCUCUCGACUUGUGCAAGUGUAGCAGCGACAUCGAGUGGGAUGUGUCGAACAAGACCUUUCUGAGGAGCCUGACCAGUUUGUCCUUUAGCGGAAAUUAUAUUAGCUUUGAGUCGUACAAAGCAAUUCUGCAGACCGCUGACUCGUUGCAAAAACUUCACCUGUUUUUCAUGAAGGAGUGGGUAGACAAAGGCCUCAUAGACAUCGCCUGCCAAAUUCCUUCUCUGAGAACUCUUCACGUAACGAACAGCAGAAUUGGCACUUUAGAUGACCAUCUGCUGUCGUCUUGUUCUCAGCUCACUGAACUAACUUUAUCUUCUAAUGAGCUGUCUAAGAUGUCUGAGCACUCACUCGGAUCGGUAACACAGCUCAGAGUUUUGGAGUUGGACCGUAACCAACUGUCUAAACCGCCACUGGUACUUCAAGGGCUUUCCAAACUGGAAACCCUGAACCUGGAGUCCAACUUCAUAAGUGAACUUGAUUGUCUCGACUUCAAGAAUUUGACAAGGUUAACCAUUCUUGAUCUCAACAACAAUCGCAUUUCAACACUUAAAGGAUGUGUUUUUCAAAAUCUGAAUGACUUACAAAUCCUAAAUAUUGGAAAAAAUGCCCUUUUUGCCUUUUUCAAUACCUUCAAAGUUAAUUUGUGGAAACUAGAAUCUUUGAAUUUGCGCAAUAAUGGUCAUUUAAAGCUCAUGCAAGGAGACUUUAGGAAUCUGUCUUCCCUCAGUUUUUUGGAUUUAGAAUCAGACGUAUACCAUAAUGUGUAUGACGGGGCUUUCGAGGGACUUGAUAAUCUCCAAACUCUUACUCUGUCACUUUGUCGUUGUGAGAAAGAGUUUUUCAGAGGACUACCACGCUUAGAAAACCUAACGCUACAUCUUACUUAUAACUGGAACCAGAGGACUUUUCAAGAAAAUGAUGAGCCACCUUUUUCAUAUUUACCAAAAUUGAAGAAGCUUGUACUCAAAGUUUAUGACUCAAAUCAUCCUAACAUUUCACCAGAUCUGCUCAGGGGUCUGAAAUCUUUAGAGUACUUAAUGACGGACAGGUUCUUCAUGAAGGCAAUAAACCCAGACACAUUUAAAUACACUCCCCAACUGAGGAGUCUUCAGAUAAUCAACUGUGAUCUGUCAUAUUUAGACCCCAAACUGUUCUGGCCAAUCCCAAACCUGCAGGCACUCGAUCUCUCCAACAAUAAACUCAGGUCUUUAGAUUUCCUGACUCCAGCCAACCUUCAGGUGCUCAGUUGGUUGAAAAUUACUGAGAAUGAGCUUUCGAUCAUCACUGACUUUGUCUUCCAGUCCCUCCCUGCCUUGACAUAUCUGGACCUGACUGGUAACCCUUUAACAUGCGACUGCUCCAAUUCUGGCUUUAACCAGUGGGUGCUGAGCAACAACUGGACUCAGGUUGUUAAUGGCCACCAGUAUACCUGUGCCUUUCCUAUUAGAGAACAGGGACAGAAGUUCCUGGACUUUGACGUCCACGCCUGUUGGGUGGACGCUAACUUCCUCUGCUUCAUUUCCAGCACUUUUCUGGUCGUGCUUACUCUCCUUGUGUCUUUCAUCUACUACUUCCUGAGGUGGCACCUAACUUACGCCUACUACCUCUUCCUGGCCUUCCUGUAUGAUAAGAGGAGGAGGAAGGAGGGAACUCCUCACCAGUAUGAUGCAUUUGUUUCCUAUAAUGUUCAUGAUGAGGCCUGGGUCUACAGAGAGCUGCUUCCAGUGCUGGAGGGACAACAGGGCUGGAGGCUCUGUCUGCACCACAGAGACUUUGAACCAGGUAAGCCCAUCGUAGACAACAUCACAGACGCCAUCUAUGGCAGCAGGAAGACCAUCUGUGUGAUCAGCCGGCACUACCUGCAGAGCGAGUGGUGCUCCAGGGAGAUCCAGAUGGCCAGCUUCCGUCUGUUUGACGAGCAGGAGGACGUGUUGAUCCUGCUGUUCCUGGAGGACAUCCCGGCCCAGCAGCUAUCUCCGUACUUCCGCAUGAGGAGUCUGGUGAAGAGAUGCACCUACCUGAGCUGGCUAAAGGCCGGACAACAUACUGGAGCGUUCUGGAUGAACAUAUGGCGAGCUCUAGAAACAUCUGAGGAAACACACCUCACUGAACAACCAAGCUUCAUUUCAGUCACAGUUCCACCGCAGGAACUUUCCCCAGGAACCUUUUGAGGAACUAUGCGCUAUUCGACUGCAGGAACCAGGGUAUAAAUUUAGUUCCGGGGUAAUUGAUCGACCCCC
Seriola dumerili (greater amberjack) is the source of this 2940-nucleotide messenger RNA. Its product is annotated as toll-like receptor 13. Gene Ontology annotation, biological process: immune response; toll-like receptor signaling pathway. Gene Ontology annotation, molecular function: transmembrane signaling receptor activity; protein binding. NCBI's taxonomy places the organism in Eukaryota, Metazoa, Chordata, Actinopteri, Carangiformes, Carangidae. Bases 1 to 2871 code for a protein of 956 amino acids. The record is from RefSeq and is a predicted model, not a curated record. Gene Ontology annotation, cellular component: membrane. The transcript is spliced from 3 exons.